GAAACACACGAGCUAAACGAGAUUAACUACCGAAGAAACCAUAAUAGUGUCACGUUAUAUAGACUUAUACAGUACAUUAUCGUAAACCCUUCAGUAGUGUAUCCGAAGUCAGUUCGCUUGUUUAGUGCACCAAACUUUAACUGCCGAAAUUCUCAGGCUGGUAUAUAUUCGAUACCUUAACACGGCCCGAAAAUGGUGUUGAAUUUUAGUGUAUUUAAAAAAAGCUCUUCCGACGGCAAAAUAAUUCUGUAUCUGAGUAAACGCGACAUCGUCGAUCAUAUAACAUACGUCGAUUCCGUCGGUAUGUAUAGAAAUAUUUAUGUUUAUAAACGCGUAUAUACUGUAAUAUAAAUACAGGGCCGGUUACAAAGGAUUAGGUCAAUAAAUAUAAAAUAUUUCUUGCGUAAAAACGUUGGGAGACUGAUUUCCCCCUUACCCCGAUAUAAUAUUUAUUCAAGCCCCCCGCCCUGUCCAACGGUUCGUGUGUGGAUUAUGGUUCCGCGUACUCCGAACACAGCUUCUGGUACCGCCCAUAAUAAUAAGAACAUUUCAUAAAUCCAUAAUCCUUUUCUCGUGGGGGGGGGGGAAAUAAAAAAUAUUAUUUUUACGUUUAAAUAUAAUAAAUCGUCAUAGAUAAAACGCAAUUGUUCGGAUUAUUUUAAAAAUAGAUGCCUCACCAAUCCAAAUACAAUACGGUAUAAAACCGAAAUACAUGCAUAAAUGUAUCGUUUUAAUAUAUAUAUAUAUAUAUAUAUAGUAUAUACUAUUUCAUUCUAUAUUUAGAGAGAAUAUUCCGUAUAUUAUUGGUGCCUAAAUCGUCAGCAAAAUUUAAAACCUACUUUGUACGCAUAGGUACUCGGUAUACCGAUACCACCAAUACAGUUAUAGGUUUUUUUUUAUUUCUAUGGACGUAAGUUCGCGUAUAUCGAAUACGCAUGUCAAACAAUCGCUGAUCACUGCUGUGUAGGUAUUGAAUUUGUAUUAUUCGUCGAUGAUAAAUGAAUAAACACGUGAGUAUCGAAAAUCGAACUUUUUUUCAUUACCUACAUUAAUAUUUAUUGUUCAAAUUAAUUUUUUGUUAAAUGGGCUUUUGUCAUUUUAUAAAUACCUAUAUUUAUUUUAUUACAUAAUGCUAAAGUCACUCGAUUUUAUACAUUAUUUUGCAUGCCAAGUGACCUAAAAGUAUUUAAUAAUAUAAUUAAUUUUAGACACUAUUGAUUGGUUUAUAAUAGCUGACAACAGACACUGUAUUUUAUCACUGCCUACCGAGUUUUUAAUUUUUGCAUAAAUUAUAAUGUUGUAAUUUUUGUUUUAAUGUCUUACUUUGCAUAUAGGUAUUAGAGCAUAUUGUGGCGAUUGUAGAACGUUAUAGAAUAUUAUAUAGCUAAAUCAUUUUUUGAGCAUAUUUUAGUAUUUUACUGAUUUUCGCUAGGACAUCAAAAAAGACAAUUUUACAUUUUUAUCAAUGAAUAUUGACAUCAUAUUUUGAGCUUUUUAACCGAUCAAAUAUGCUCUUUAUUAAUCACUCAUUUACACAUGGUUAAUAUUUAGAGUAAUUCGAUUUUAUUGAUUAACGUCCACAACUAUAGAACAAUAACUAAGAUGACAUUUAUUAGUCACCAUCUCUCGUAAUUGAUAAUUUAAAUUAUUAAUAUUGGGCGUUAAUAAUGAUUGCGGUCAAUAAUUAUUGUAGUUCAAAAAUGUUAUACACAUCAGAUUUAAACCGAAUUUAUUUAUACACUAUACGUUUCAAAUAUGAGAAUAAUUAUUUAAGAUUGAGAAUACGCGUUCCUUACACAGCCGUUGAUAUUUUUUAAUUGUUUUUUUUUUUUUUUUGAGAAUUUGACUAGACUGACUAGAAUAUUAUACUCUAUGAAUAAUAAGUAACAGCACUAUGAUAUUAUUUCAUACAUGAUAUAUAGUAAAAAUAUUAGCAGAGCUCCGUCACUAGAUUCGGAUGUCCUUCCUAUUUUUUAUUAUAGAAAUAUUAUUCGUGAAAUAAUAAAUGACCUAAUGUCCUAAAAGUAUUUCACCAAAUACUUUUUCAAACAAAAGUAUUUUUAUAUUAUUCUUUUUUUUUUUUUAUGGACAAAAAAUAUAUGGGACAAAGAAGCCUGAAAUACUAAACGGGCUAAUAAAUAUAAUUUAUUUUAAUGGGAUUUAAAAAAGUCGUGUAACCAAAUUUUAUAUACGGACUAUACCUAUACAUUUUGUAUUAUAUUAUUGGUUUUACAAUAACGUUUAUUUUUUUAUACUGUGUAAAAAAUCUCUAUCAGAAAUCUUGCUCCGAUUUUCAAAUGUAGCACCCGUCCCUAGUAUCAGUUCUUUUUAAGUUUUCAUUUGUUUCAAAAAAAUAAACUCACAAAAUUUUAUUAUCUUUAAGAAUCCAUGUAACAAUUUAUAGACAUUUUAAUUUCGCGAGUUUUUCGUCAUUUUUAUUCAGUAGAUACUCAUGUAUAUACAAUUUUUAAACCAAACAAAAAUGCUUGAAAAUUUAACAGGUUUACUAUAAGUUGUAAUCCAAAAAAAAAAAAAAAAAUUGAGUAUUAUGGAGAAUCUUCUUUUUAUAAGAAUUUGGAUACCAAAUUUUUACAAAAAUCGUAAAUAUUACGGUCUUUCAAAACAAUAUAUAUAACCGAACUCUGUGCAGAAUCGUUUUUCGUUACCAAAUCUUUGUAUACAGAUAUACCUACACCAAAUUACGUAAUAUAUUAUAUUACUAUGUUUAAACUUAACUAAAUUUAAUUUCAGAUGGCGUUGUUAUGCUGGACAACUCUUAUUUAAAAAACGGAAAAAUCUUUGGCCAAGUCGUAUGCAGUUUUCGAUACGGCCGAAAAGAAGAUGAAGUAAUGGGAUUGUGUUUUCAAAAAGACUUGUACUUAGCGUCAGUGCAAAUAUAUCCUCCUCCGGAAAACAGUGAACCGUUCAAAUUAACUAAAAUUCAGGUGAGCAUUCUGGUUUGUAAAUAAUAAUUAUUUUUAAAUAAUGUAAAUCGAGUACCCCGCGAAGAUUUAAAAUGCUUGAGUCAUAUAUGAGAUCAUUGGAAUUCAAAACUUAGCAGCUUAUAAUAACUACACAUUAAGUAUAUUUUAUACAUUUUCUGGCCUGCAUUUCUUUAGUAUUCUUCAUAUUUAACUAUGCGAACAAACUGCCAGAAUUAGAUAAUAUUCGUACUUAGCCAGUGAUAAGUGAUAAUAAGGCAUACUAUCCUAAUCACUUAAUAUUACAUAUUUUUUUUAAAUUUAUUAUGUUUUUUUUUUCUUUUACUACAACACAAUCUAAUUUUAAUUAAAAUAUUAUAUACAUAACCUAUUAUUUUAUAUAGGUAUUAUUAAUAACUAGGGCUCGGAACUUUAUGCAUCUUUAUAAUCCGCAGAAAAUAGCUUAAAAACGUCAAGAGAGCUCUGAAAAAAAAAUUUAAAAAUCAAAAUUAACAGAGGGCUCAGAAGGGUUUAAAAUUUCCACCCCGAUCACCGAACCAUUAAAUUUAAUUAUCUGACACGUGCAGGUUUCUUAAUAGUAACGUUUUUCGAAUAGUUCAAAAUAUAGCUACCUAUUUAGAAUAUAUCUACUGAUCGGUGUACUAAUGUUCCGUAGGAAUGUUUAUUAUCUAAAUUGGGAAGUAACACCACGGCGUUCCGUUUUAAAAUGCCUGAUAAUGCACCGGCAUCGAUUAUUUUGCAAGACGGGUCGACGAAUUUGGCUGACGCGUGCGGUGUGCAAUAUUAUGUGAAAAUAUUCGCAGGCGAAUCCGAAACUGAUCAUAACCGUGCAAAGUAAUUUAUACUAAAUAUUAUUAUUUUUACUUAAAUAUUAUUGUACAAGUACUAAAGUUUCGUUAAACGAUAUUUGUAACAGUUUUUAGUUUACAUAUAGAACUAAUUUUAAUAAAUAAUCAAUUAACCUUUUUCCUGUUUGCAUUGACAGUAGCGAGGUAUCUGUUUUCACAGUACUUCUCCAACGCUGUCGUCGUUUGUAAUAAAUAUAAUUAAAUGAUACGUCAAAAUCUUGUUUUCCUCUUAGUGGGGUUGCAGAUUCACAUUGAAUUUAAAGAUGUAUUAUAACUAAGGAAUGAGAUGAGUACAGUGACCCGCAUCAUCCCUUUCCCAAAUGCUAACUUAAGCCUAACCUAAACAUACGACAUUGAGCCGAUAAAGACGUCCCCAUCGGAGAAGAACGUCGCGCCGAAGGGUGUCAGACGACCCGAGGGUGACGGUCGCCCUUGGCCUCCGUGUAAUCGGUACCCUAGCUAAGCCGUUUUGGUUGUCAAUCAUUCUUCCGGUAGCUCAUCGACGAUCCUUAAUCACUACAAUCAUUCAAAUUUUAAAUAAAUUUUCAUAUAAUAUUGUUUUUAGAUUCUGAGAGCAACGAUGAAUAUAUUCUUACUUCGAUGUGUGCUAUUUUGUGUGUCUGUAAACAAUUUUCUACCAAAAAUCUCACUUCAAUUUUUAAGUGUAACGUCUUUUACGAAACCGAAUUUCAUCUAGUUGGUGCAUUGGGAGGUCUUAUUUUAUUUUAUUUACAGAUUUCUUAAUAACUAGGAAAAACGGGAAAAUAAAGGUUGCAUUAUUAUUUUCGAUAUUGUUUUUUUGUUGUGAUUCAGUUAAACAUAAUCGUAUAGAGACUAGGAUUUUUCACAGAAUACUUACAUAGUAUAUUCUUUUCUAGACGUAUUCGUCAAAACAUUUUGAGUUAUUUAUUCUUAUAGGUAACUAACAUUUUCGAUUAUUUUAGUACUUUUUAUGUGAAUAAAAUUGUUUCAGCAGUACAGAUAUGUGUUAAAGUUUAAAACAAGAUUCAUUAUAAGUUGUGCUUAGUGUCAAAAUAAAGUUUUGCAUAGUUUUGAAGUUGACAUUUUAACGAUAAUUGUAAAAACUACGACAUUUCAAAACAUGUUUAACCGAACUUCGCUCAGAAUCAUAUUUUUUAGCAAUGAUUUACCUUAACAUACUGCAGAUAUAAAUUAAAUAAUACUAUGUAUACUACCUUACCAGCUUUCCACCAUAAACAGGAUUAGUUCUUUUUAAAGAAAAACACGUGUUGUGUGUUAAUAGUAUAAGGUUUAUAUCAUUGGCGUAAUUCGUAGGGGGGUUAGACUAAGAUAUAUUAGAUGUGUAUAAUUAACAAAAAUACAAGUUGAAGUGGUUAUGUCAUAUAGGUACAUUUUAACUUUUGUACUAAAACAAGAAUAGUUUCUUUUUGUAUAAUAAUUAAAAUUAAUUCAAAAUUAUAUACAAAAACGCUAUGCCGAGUUGCACACAAUUAGUUUUGUAAACUGUUGGUUUCAUAAUCUAUUGAUUCUAUAAAAUAAUAGAAUUGAAUAGAUUUUAUUUUCCUUUAAACAUAAUAUAGAUGAUAACCAUGUAUUUAUACAGUUAAAUAUCAUAAAAUACAGUUGCCGACAAAUUUAACCUAGUAAAAAAACAUCUAAAAAACCUUUUGUCGUUCAUCGUAAUAUUAUAUCGUGUAAAUUGUAUAGAAAAUUAUAGAAAAGUACGAACAGUUUCAUGGUAUCACAUCAGUAUUAUAUGUCGAAGAUUUUAGAUUCUGAGCGAAGCGAAGAUUAUAAAUAUUGCAGGUUCACUAUGAUGUGUGAUUUAUAAAACUCUGCUAAGAAUCGUUUCACAUUAGUAAUGGUUUGUCGUUGCGUACGGAUAUAAAUUAAACGACUUUAUACACCCAUAGUCCAACUUCCCUUCUAGAACAAGAUAGCAAACGCAUCAGCAUUAUUAUUAUCCUUUUUUUGUACUUUAUAUUCACUAUUUUUUUACCUAAGACACCGUACAGCCAAUUCAAAAACGAGGUCGAACCAACGUGUUUUGUAUUUAAAUAUUAUAAUACGAACGGUAUAAUUAUACGCAGGAGUUUCGUGGCUAUGCGCAUCCGUAAAAUCCAGUUUGCUCCGGCCAUGCGUCCUUCGAGCAGACAUCCUUGCACCAUCGUCCGCAAAGACUUCAUGUUCAGCCCCGGCCAACUGGAAUUGGAAGCGGUACUCGAUAAACAGGUAUAAUAUUAUAUUAUUAUUAUUUAUGACUUAAUUAUUAUAUUAUAUUAUAAAGCACACAACGUGUCCAGUGCCAGUACUGGUAUACGCUGUACGUCAUAAUAUUAUACUGAAUACCGGUAAAUUAUUAUAUUCAUUUCGUAUACAGCUAUUUUCAAAAUAAUUAUCGUUGUAUACUCGUACACAUAAAAUAUUUAAAAAUUAAAAAACAAUUAAACAAAAAUUCGGUGGAUUUACUGUUUGAACUUUAAAUAGACGAGCCAUAUAAUACGUAAAUAUAAUUAUAUUUGAUCGAAUUAAAACGAAAUUCUGGACCUCGGGGCCAAGAAGAUCCGAACUAUCAUGUUUAGUAAAAAAAAUUUUAUUUUAAAAAAAUUAAAUUUGAUGUUUCUUUUUUGUGCGAAGGGAUGAAUUCUCGAUCACUAAAAUUACAAUAAAUGACAAAAACAAAAAUAUCUAUUUCAAAUGUGACUAACCCGACUUAAAUUAUUAAAUUCAUAAGGUAAUUCAAGAAACUGAGUUUAGACCUUCUUGGCUUGUGAUCCAGAUAACUAGAUAUCUAGAGGUAUAUUAUAAUUUAGUUAGGCAAAGGGGGACGAAACUCCUCUACUAAUUUUUUUUUUUUCUAGAAUUUAAAAAAAAAAUAAUUUAAUUUAAUGUUAUAGGUAAUAUUACAUUUUUUAAAAAUGCAGUAUUAUUAUAGCUCGGUCUUAAAAUAUUAUUUAUUAUUUAAUUAUCAUAUUACAUUUACAGUAUUAUGUGGGUGAGAAGAGUGACAAGAUAAGAUAGAAUAAUGAACGAGUGCAUAUAAAGUGAUGUAAAAUAGGCGUCGAUAGAAAAAAAAAAAUGAAAGAAAAUACAUUAAAAUUGUUUGGAGAUAUCAUGAAAAAUAGGAAUCAGUAAGAAUAGUUAUGUAGUUAAACGUAGAAGAAAACAGAAAAGAGAGGAAGGUCGAAAAAAAGUGAUUGAAUGCGAUUAAGAAUAAUAUGAGAACAUCCAAGGACAGCCAGUGUAUGCAAAGUGGGAUCGGGUCAAAUAGAAGUUUAGACCUACUCUAAAUAGCUGAGAUAAAGGUAAGGGAGGAAAAGAAGAUUACAUUUGCAGUGUUGCACUUGUGAGUUGUGUGAUAAUAAAUUAAGUAGUUUAACAAAAAUCUAAACACCAUCAUUUUUUUUUCCGAAAAUAAGAAACAAUUGUAUAAAAAAUAAAAUAAAUAAAUAAAAUAUAAAUUAAGUACCUAUAAUAUAUUAUAAUAGUAUUAAUGUUAAAAUACAUAAAAUAAAUAAGUAGGUAAACAAAACCGUAACCUGCAUGAAUAUUGUUUUAAGAAUCCAAGAAAAAAUUCCCAAAGUCAAAAAAUAAAAUAUACGUUUACGGGAAAUUCGUAGAAAUUGAUAUUUUUUAGAGGGAAGGAUACUAAAUACAAAUAACUUAAUUAAGAGAAUUCCCGCUAAGUUUCCUCCAGAAGUUUAGAUUGCACAAGAAGUUGCGUUAAACAAUAACCAGCGCACGGACAACCAAACUGAAGCCCUCCGAAAAUCGGGUUGAGUUCAAUAAAUGUAAGUGGCCCUAAUUUUAAAAUAUUUAUAAACAAUUUUAUUAGACUUGUGUUCUUCUAUCCGUCGUGUUCUUUCAAUUCGAUUUUGGGAAAAUGUUUCUAGUUAGUUCCUCCCCUGAAAUAACCUCAUAAGCGCCCAUGAUGACACAUAUGAAUUAUUGAUAAACGGCAUACAUUAUAUCAGUUUUCUUAAUGUCUAAACAUUGAAAAAUAUCAUGCAAAAUAUUAAUAGGCACAUCAAUUAUAUUUUAGCAUUUUAUACCUCGUACUAGUUUUCUAAAGAACAGUCCUUAUUAUAUCAUAUAGGUAAUAGCUAAUUAGACAAAAUUAAAAUACGAAUUAAGACAAUAAGACAGUAUUUUAAGUCGUGUCAUAUGUAAUUGAUAUAUAAUUAAAUUAUGCAAGUAUAAAUAAUUAAUCAGUUCCGUCAAUAAUAGUAAAAGGUAGUUUCACUAGAGUAUAUUUUGGUUUAAUUUAAAGGCUUCGGCGUGUCUGCGCUUAUAUACUCUGACCCCUGUGUAUAAAAGAUCUAAUAAAAUGUAAGUUUCUAUCUUAGAGCACACAUUUAGUCUGUGUACGGUUCAACACAUAUAGGAGUAUAUUAAAUUGUUUAUUAAAUAUUAUUAUUACAUUGCGUUGUGUACGUGUACGGUGUGCAUCGUCGCCUUCGUAUACCGUCAAAGCGGUGAAAUAGGACGAGGAUAAUGACAUGCGCGCCUAAAGUAAAGUAAUAACACUAGUGUAUAUUAUACAGAGUGUUUCAGUCAAACAGCAAUGUGAAUUAUCUGUACUGGAUGGAUUUCGACUGAAACCAGAACAUCAAAUUCGAAGAGUCGUGUGUGGUUUUUUUUUUUUUUUAACUUUCCACAACCGCUUUAUAUUGAUAUUUGAUUUAAUUAUUUUUCGGUUCUUUAAAAUUAUUUAAAACGUAUGUUAUAUUAUUCUGAAUGAAGCGAGGAAUGUAUUGUAUGUUUUGCUAUCAUGUGUUUUUCUUUUUUUUUUUUGUGCUCGUAAACAACUUUUCUACCAGAAAUAUUGUUCCAAUCAAAAACUUUAUUGUGAAACGUUUGACCUAAUCAGUGCGUUAAAAAAGUAAUUUUUUGAUUUUCCUUGUAGUUUUCCUAAUAAAUCAGACAACUGACAAUUUUCGGUAUAAUUUAUAUUGAUUUCCGGGUUAACUUGGCAACAGGAGAAAAAAUACGACUAAUAAUAUACUCUGCUCAGAGUCGUUUUGCCGUUAGCAAGUUGAUCGUUGCGUACAAACAUCUCCUAAAACAGUGGCUUACCCGUGUCAGUAACGUAUUGAACUUUUUUUUUUAUUGUGUAUGUGUAUAUUAUUAUGAUUAUUUUUGCUUACGGUGUACUUCUUUUCAGAAGUAAAUCAGCAAUCUGAUUUUUUCAAUACUUUUAAAAUGUUGAAUUUGCCGAAAAAUAUUGUAUUUUUUCUAACGAACGUUUGAUCAAAUUGUACUUAUAUACCAACAUUCGAAAUAGGGCCGUUCGAAUGUAUAUGUAUGUAUUUUGGUUUGUAAAAAAAACAAAUAAAAACAAAACGAAAAAACGUACGCGUAAAUCAGUAUGUAAUAUAUUGCGGUUAAAAAUGUCGACAAUCGGCUCAAACUGAACAGAUACAAUCUGCGUUACCCUCUAGAUUUUCCCGAGGAAAACAAAACCGCGUUUACAACCGAGUCCAUCCGACCGAAAUAUUCCGCGUUGCCGUCGGAGCGAAACGCGCCGCGUAUGCUCGGGAUGUUUACCGCAGCAAUAACAAUAUUACGCUUAUGUGCGCCGAGCGAAAUGCGCGCGCACGCAUUUAUCAAUACAGCUACGCGCGUACUGUAUACACUCAAUUUUAAUAAUAAUAAUAAUAUUAUUAUUAUUAAUAUACGCGUAAGAUAUUCGUAGGAAUACACGAAGUGCGUACGCAUUUGCGAUACGACGUUGUGCCGUAUAUAAUAGCAGCGGUCGCACGGGUACGGGAUGAAAACAAAAACAAAAAGCUAUUAACUUUGAGGCCUUAUAAUAAUUGGUUCAUUGUGUUCGUAAUAAUAAACCCGCGCUAUAGCGCUGCACGUGUAUAAUAAUGUACUCGAAAUAGGAACCAAUAAUUGACGGCCAUUGUCGAUGCGUUUGUUUCAAAAUUGGCGCGCCUUUAACAAUAAUCAUACCUAUAAAUAUGUACAACAACCAGCGGAUAUUCGUGUAUCGUGCUAUGGUUUUUUUUUUUUUUUUUUCGUCGAAUUGCGCGCGAUGUUUUUAUAGCGUACUAUAAAAAAAAACAAUAGUGACAUUUUAUAACCUUUAUAACAUGUGGGCUUACAAUCAGGAUGUACUAUACUCCUUGUACAUUCGUGUCGUAUGCGACCUUUCGAUUAGUAUGCGGUUUUUCACGGCUAUAUCGUACAUUUUCACCAGAAACUAAGUGGCCCAUCUGGAAAUGGGCCUGGUAGCCUGGUAAUAUUCGUGUAUAAUUAAUUAAUUAAAAAUUUAGUAAAAUGUGUUGUCUAGAAACAUAAUAUAUUAUAUAUAAUAUUCUUAUUUUUUCUUUUUAAAUAUAUUUUCGUUUAAAGUCUUCUCCUCCUUGACCUUUAACCCUACCGUUCGGGGUCGACUACCAUCAUGCUAAACUUCCGCUUGAAUUAAUCUCCCACUAUGCAUUCACCAACUUUCCUCAUAUCGUUCUCAAUCGCAUUCAACCACUUCUUUUUCAGUCGUCCUCUCCCCGUCAGUGGUACCAAAGCUCAUAUAGUUAUAUGUAUAUGACGAGUCACCUAACCACCUAUACAUCCCCACUCACCCGUCCACAGAAAAUUUAUACGUUUUCUUUUAAAUAUAAACAAUGUAUUCUCUAGGUAUACGGUGUACUUACUUUUAUUACUAUAGUACCGAUUAUAAACAUGUUAUUUUAAUCUAAUUUUUUCUCAGAAUAUUUUUCCACACACUUACACUACUCCGAAAAACAAAAUAAUAGCUGACGAAAUGAAUUGUUUAGUAAUAAACUGACCGUUACAGAUAACAGUAUAACACUAUAAUAGCAUAAUUACUGAUAUACCAUGUGUAUCCCAAUCACUAUUAAAACGAUCUGUUGUUAGUUUAUUUUAUUUAACACGAUCUAAGAUAAUACGGUUUUCGCUUUAUUUUACGGGAUACCUAUCCCCGAAACAAAAGUGACAAAAGUAUGGCGACCACCAUACACGAACGUGGAUUUUGGCGCUACUGCUCCCCUCUUUCUUCCCACGUUUAUUUCCAUUACAGUUCUCAAUACUUCUAAAUCCUUUCUCCUCAAACUUUAAAUGUGCAUAUAAUAUACCGUACCAAUUACUAUUAUUUAUUCGUAAAUAUUAAUUAGUAAUUUGUAUAUAAUUUUUUUACAAAAUAACCAACUUAUAUCAUAAUAUAAGGACUAAUCGAUAAUCACAAUAAUAAUAAAUUUCCAAUCGCAUGACGCAGCGCGUCGUCCAUAACGUCAAAAUUCAAUAAUAAAUUGUAUAUAAAUAAUAUACUCAUACGUUAAUUCAGGCCUGCGUAUUGCGCAUGUGCAAUACAAAAAGGAUACUAAAAGGAUAGAACAUUUUAGCUUUAUCCUAAAAUAUAGAUAUAUUUCGGUACCAGACGGUACCUACCCCUAUCACAGAAAACCACAGUUCAAAUUAAGAUUAUCAGGCCGAGAUAUUAAACGGUAAAUAUAAGGCACAUUGUACUUAUAAUAUAUACCUACUGAUAACUUAUAUAGUGGAAUACUGGAUUGUUGGUAAAAAAAAAAACAAUAACCUUUCUCAGUGGCGUGGCGAAGGAGGUAAUCGAGAAGCGCCUGUCUCUGAUUUUUUUUUUAAUGGAUCUACAUUAUGACAAUUUUUAAAAAAGUGAUAAACCCAGUGUUAAGUUUUCGUGUAUAAUAGCCAAUAGGUGUGUAUUCGAAAAAAAUAUACUCGCCUAUGUAAAUAUUUAAGUUUACCACUCCACUGACCCCUCCCCUUCAGAUACGUGUAACGUGGCUGAUCAAAACAAACUACACUAUGAGACGCACGUUGAGUCAUCGUGUAUAAUAAAAUAUUAUAACCAAGUGUAGUUGUUUUUUUUUUUUUUUUUUUUUUUAUUAUUAUUAGUAAAUGAUAAUAAAUAAUAAAUUAAAUAGUAAAAAUUACUAUUACUUUAAUAAUAAAUGAUAUCAUUAUAAAUAUUCAGGUUUACACGCACGGUGAAAAUGUGAUGGUAACGAUGUGUAUACGCAACAAUAGCAACAAAAUGGUGAAAAAAAUCAAAGUGUUGAUGCAGCAGAUCGUGGACAUUGUCAUAUUCCAAAACGGUCAAUGCAGGACCACCAUAUGCGCCACUGAAACACAGUGAGUCUUCAUAAUACAAGUUGUGUUUUAUUUUAUGUUGCAUUGCUUUUACGGUUUUAUAAAAUCUUAUUAUGUCUAUAUAACGAAAUAAAAUUCCCUAGAAUUGUCAAAGAUUGAAGAAAAAACAAUAAUAAUAAAUUUAACGUUCCAGCUAUAGAGUCUUCCAAAUUGCAUUUUGAUUACAGUCAAAUUUUCCGUGAAAUAAUUUAUUUUUCAAAAAAUUACGUAUUUAUAUACUUUAAUUUGUAGGGGAGGAACCGUUACCUCAUUUUGAUUUUCUGUGAAUGGUGACCUGAAUUAAACCAUUAAAAAUCCCAUAAAUAAAUUGAGUAUUAGUUUAAAUAAAUUUUGGUGUUGACAUUUUUGAUGUCCGAUUACAAUGAACUUUUUUUCAAAAAAGUGUAUGAUAAUUAAGCCAUUGAAAUGUUACAUUUAUUGUUAAUGUGGUUGUCCCGGUAAUUGGGCCACGAACUUUUUUUUAUUAUCGGAACCGGUUAUUGGGCCACUGAUCGAAUAUAUCAAUUAUAUUAUGGAUGUAAAGUUAGGCAAACGCGAUUUGUAUAAAAUAAUAUUUUAUUAAUAACCACGGCCAUAAAAAAAAUAUAUAUAAACAUUUUUACACACAUAAUUAUUAGACUAAUUUUAUAUUUAUUAGUUUGUUGUUUACCAACUAUAUAUAUAUAUAUUUAUAAUAUAUAAUAUGAUAUGCAUAUAGCGAGUAAUCCAUAAGUGGCUACACUCGAUGUUUCGAAAAAUACUUUUUUCAAGACUUUUUUUGUUUUGACAUUUUACGAAAAAAGCAGCUCUAAAGGUUUACACUUACAUUAUUUUACUGUCGCCAUUAUUUUUGAGGGGUGAAACGAAUAACAACUUUUAAUUUUAAAAAGCGGCCCUUAUUAAAAAUUCCAUAAAUAGAUGGAGUAUUAGUUAAUUAGUAAAUGCAUUUUGGUGUUGAAAUCCCGUCGACGAGAUAUUCCACAUUUAUGUUUGGAUAGGAGGAGAUGAGCAAUGGAGCAGUAUGUUCAAACGCGGCACGCCUCGCUGUCGCAGAUUCCACUACUCUCCCCCCAGCAAAAUUUAAAAGUGGAAUACCUCGUUGAUUACAUUUUUGGUGUAUACAUACAAAGAUAAGAAACUCCUUUAGGUAGUAUUAUACUCGGAAAUAUUACUCUAUACAGGUGGUGAUAAAACCUUACUAUAGGUAUAGUGUUUUCAUUAUAUCAAAGCAGCCAUACUUACAUUGUUCGCUGUUAAUUUAUGUCACAUCAUACACGACUAUUAAUUUUUUUUCCAUUUUUUUUUUUUUUUUUAUCGCGGUUCAGUUUUUGUUUGUAUUCUGAUAAUCCUGCAGUUUUAUCCAGCGUUACGCGUGUUACUAGACCACGAGAGAUAAAAGGUUCUUGAAUUCAGCGUUGAUGAGUAUGUUUUAUUUUAACUAUACAUUUAAUUAAUGCCACUGUUUUCUGUUACGUACAAUGCAUGUAGAAGGAAUACAUAUACUGUUUUUGUAUUUUAUCAACGCUCGGGUUAGCUUCGCACGCCCGUUUAUUUUUAUUCGAUUUCCAACUCGUAUGAAAAUAUACAUUAUUCCUAUUGAUUAUGCCAAAGACACUAACACCAGUUCCUUAUUUAUAUUGAUAUGUAUACAAAAUAAUUAAAUAAAUAUACAAUGUAAAAAAAAAAAAAAAUCCAAUAAAACUGCCAUUACUAAGCCCGGACAGUAUAAUUAUAAAGGUUGUAUAUAUAUAUAUAUAUACGACCAGUUUCGAUUUAAAAAAAAAAAAAAACCGUCAUCAUCAGAUUAUAGAAGAGAAAAGGUUUUUAUAGGUUAGAAAAGGUCAGAAAAGGUUACGAAAUUACUAUUUUUUAACACAGGGAGUAAAUUGUAUUCGAUUUAAAUUUUAUUUAAAGUGAUUUUAAAUCGCGAUGAAAUAAAAAAGUUUUAGUUAUUAUCUAAAAAAAAUUUGUAUAGAAUAUUAUUUUUUAAAUCUGUCUGUUCAUUCAAGAUGAUUUUAAACGUAUAUUUUCCUGAACUUCAUCAUAAAUGUGCAACUUAUUCAAUACCGAUUUAAUGUAUCUAAACGUUGUCAUGGCAAUUCGAAAUCUCGAAGUCAUUAUUUGUAUCGAAAUCAACAGUAGGUAUCAUUAUAUUCUAUAACGUUUUUAAAACAAUAAGGCGAAGCUUUCUUUAAUCUUAUUUCAGAGUUAUGCCCAUUGCGUCUAGCUUUAAAUUUCAUUACAGUCAACUACAUUUAAGUUUCGUACUUCGGCAUAAUCAAAAGCAGGACGAAUUUUACCCUUAGCACGUUUAUUCGUUUUGAAAACGACCAAAAUUAUUACCUAUCAUUAUUGUUUAGAACUUUUCCAAAUUUAUUAGAAAUGUUCAUAUGAUAAUUCAUAUUAUACAAUAGUUAAUAAUAUUAUUAAUAAGGUAACAUUAUUUUAACUUUCAUCGUGGACUUUUCUAAUGCUUUUCAUAUCGAAAUAAUUAUUACGAGCAAUAUCGUAGAUAUUGUCGAGUUUUACUGUUUUCUAUGUUCACUGUUAAAGCAACGAAAUUCGAUGUGCUAUUAUAAUUUGCGUCUCUGCAAGUGUAAUUAUUGUACUUCCUUGUUCGUGUUGUUUAAACAUCUUGCCGUAUUCUCGGGUUGCCUAUAAUAUUGAUCCACGGAGUAAAAUGAAUGUGUCAUCGGCGCAAUUACCAGUGUAAAAAUCAUCGGCUGCGUAAACAAUGAAACAAUACAUAUUAUAACAAUGGCUAUCGGACGAUACCGUAGUUUCCGAUCGCGGGGUUGCUUUUUGUCAUAGACAAAAUAUUCAGCAGCUAUUUUUGUGCCCAAUACGGCGCUACGGCGGUUAUGUGCUCCACAACAAAUUGGCGAUUGCGUUCAUUACUGUCACUGACAAUCAUUGGUAGGCAUUUAAAUUCAAAUACCAUGUAUAUCUACUAGUAUCACACGCGUGCGCUACGAAAAUCCAGCGAAAAAUAGCCACUUGGCACAUUUAUUCGAUAUUCUUAUCGGUUUGAUUUUAUUAUUUUUCGAACCGAAAAUAUAAGUGUGACGAAAAAUCAUAAUAACGCAAUAGGUUUAAUGUUAAAGGAGUUAUAAAAAACGUAGUAUCCUGCAAAUAAAAUGUUCGUAAUAGUAUAAUCUCGUAACGACGAUGCGUUCGUAAAAUAUAAGUUUGGAACAAAUAUAUUCCUACAGGCUAUAAAGCCUAUAACACUAUAAACCAAAGGUUCCUGAAGUGGUCUAUAUAGCCCCCUCCCUCCCCCCGGGGUCCAUUCCGGCGGCGCUGAAACCAGCACUAACCAGCUUUAUACCUGAGCCAUAUUUGUAUCGAAUCGGUACGUAUAUGGAAUAUUAAUUGAGUGUGUUGUAUCGGAGUACAACUUUUUACCCGGCCGACUGCUCAAAACAUUGUUCGGCACUACUGGUCAAUUCUGACCUGUAAGGGGUCCAUGUCGUCGAACAAAAAAAAAAUCGAAGGCGCACGGGAUGUAAAUAGGGAUAAUAAAUGAUUUUUAGGGGAGGGGCGGAAAAUCAAUGAAAAAAAAUAAAAACUUAACUAGAGGUCUACGGGGAAAAAAAUUUGGGGACCUCUGCUAUAAACGUGUAUGAGAAAAUAUUGAAUUUUCGUUGUAAAAACCCGAGUCACUGCGCGCGCGAUUAUUAAUAUAAUAUUAUGUAAUAUCGUUUUAACUUUUGCCAUCGAUCAAUGUCCUCCCGGCAUAAUAAUAAUCAGCGGUAUAAUCGGGGUGGGGGGGGAUAAUAUAAAUGUGUUAAAAGACGUGAUAUAUUUUUUUUUUUCAAUGAUAGACGUGUGACACCGGCCCCCCCAUAAUUACAAUGAUAUUUUGUUAUUUUUAUUGCGUGAAAUCCGACGUAAAGAUUACAGAUCGCCGCCGCCGCCGCCACUGUACCGAAUAUCGCGCGACAGAAAGAAAAAAAAAAUCAUUCACGCAACGUCAUCGGCAACGUCGGAAUACGGAGAAAAAAAAAAAAAACAACAAACAAAUCGACCGUUCCCUCUCGAUCGUAUUACCGAAAACGGCCGUCCUCGCGACUGUCGUGUUUCACCGAUGACGACGACGACGAUGCGUACACGCGUUAUUUUCCUGUACCGCGUGUGUUACGCGCGGCGGCUAUUAUGACGGCGACGGCGACGCAUCGUAAACAACGCGUCGUUCGACGACACACCGAAACAACAACCGCCGCGCCAUCGCGACGCGUUUUCACCGCUUUAACCACGCGCGGCGUGUAACCGACGCAGCCGCCGAUCGUUGCGAUCGUUUGCGUGGCGCCGCCCGUCCAGCGCGCGGAGAGAAUACGGCCGAUGAGCAUGGGCGUCGUCGCGUGUCUUCGCCGCCGCCGCACACACGCUAUCUGUCGCCAUCGACGGACGGGCCGCCGAGACAUCUGGUCAAGACCGUAUUUCGCGCCCGACGAGCGGACGUCGCCCGAGUGAAAAGCAUUCCGGAACGGCCGUACAAUAAUAUUAUUAUGUGCGACGCGCGGGGAAAUGUCCUCCUCUUGCCGGCGACAUUCGUGGCGCGGCGGGUGGGGCGCAUGCACUGUGCGUUUGCGCCGACCGAGAUGUUCCGCGUGCGCACGUGUGUGUGUGUGUGUGUGUGUGUGUGUGUGUGUGUGUGAGGAGAGGAGGAAGGGGAGGCCGCGAAAAUGUCGUUGGGCGGACAAAGACGGACAAAACUGUGAAAACGAAUACCUGAACCGCGGUUGUUCAUUUUCUAAAAAUAAAUACUAUUACAAUCAUAUUUUUUUAAAAAAAAAAGGUCGGACAUACUUGGCACGUGGGCGCAACCACUGUUGUAGGUGGGAAGUUGGGACAGUAGGGUACAGACGGGAAUUUAAUGUACAUUUGUUAGCAACGAUAAACCAUUGCUAACGAAAAAGCGAUUCUGAACGGAGUUCUGUUGAUAGUGUCGCUUUGUCAACAAUAUAUUGUAUACCUGAGUCAUAUUAUGUUAGAAUGAUUACAACAAUGUGCGUUUUCAUAUCAACAAUGAUUGUUUAAAAAAUAUUAUAAUAAUAACAAAAAAUAAUUAAAAACGAUUGUCAAUGACAAACUUAUUUUUAAUCUUUCAAUCUUUUUGAACCCAAAGAACCAGGUUUUUCUCAUUAUCUCGGAUAUAAAUGAUAAUUUCAAAAAAUUACCUCUCUAAAAUACCACCCAGAGAACAUUUCCUUUCAGGAUAAGUGCUAUACUUAAUUAUCGGAGUAAGUUUUCAGAUAGAAAGUGUUCAUGUAAAAUAAAAAUAAUAAACAUCAUUGUAAAACCAAUACAUUCUUCGCUCCACUCAGAAUUUAAACCCAAAAUUUAAAAUAAUACAAUAAUUUUUCUCUGUUAAUUUACACGGUUUUUCUUUCUACUUGUUUUUCGGUUUUGCUCAAUUAUUAAAAAAAACAUCAAAAAACUACUUUCUUGGCCGUCAAUUAGAUUGAAAAUGUAACAAAAACGAUUUCUUUUCGUUUUUCUAUUGGAGCAAUAUUUAUUAUAUAAAACAUAAGCCGUAAAAAUAAUGAAAUCGUUGCGCAGUAAUUUAAAAAAAAUCGUAUUUUCGUCUUUUUGGAUUUUCCCAACUAUUUUGAUAAAUACUAAAAACGGUUUCCUUACCGGCAUUAACUAUAUCGUUAAAAGGAACAAAAUCGAUCUCUAAUCAUUUUUUGAUUGGAGCAAUAUUUUUGGUAGAAAAAAUGACGAACAACGAAAUCAGUACAACACCGAUAUUUGCAGUUUUACAUAUAAUUUUCUUUCGGGUUUUUCCCCAAUUAUUUCGAAAACCCCUUGAAAAAUCAAAAAAUUACCUCCUCAAUGCACCAACGAUAGAAAAUUACCUUUCAGAAAGAGUGCUACUCGCUAUAUACAUCGGAACAUGAUUUUUUUUUAAAACAAAAAUUGUUUACAGGCAGGACAAAUUAAAAGCACACGUAACCCAUGUGUAGUCCAAUCGCUUCGUUCGGAAUCUAAAAUAAAUAUUCAGUUUUAAAACUAUUGUUUCGGUUAUUUAUGUGGGGAAAAUAACGUAUACUGAUUGGUGGCCGUCAUAUUCGUGUUUACUACUGUAUAAUAUUAUUUGUCCCAUAAUACGGCCCUGGCCGCAGGGCGUUUAAAUCCCUAUAGCCACGCCAUUGCUACGCCAUUGCUACGCCGCCGAGGCAAUAAACUGAAACGGAAUUCAACGGAUAAGUGUGUUGAAAACGAAAUUUCGAACGGAUUUCUGCGAAAUGGAGCAAAUUGAUAAUUUGCAAUUGCAUUAAUACGUCAUUAUUUGUUCAUCGGUUAUUUGUAUAAAUGUUGAAAUCGUUAUUUAAUAAUACACUGUUAGUAGGUGUUUUUUAUUAUUUAGUUUUAUUAUUUGUAUUAGAUACGCGCUAAUGAACAAAUAAAAAUGUUUCAAUUGUUUACCGUCUCGAUUGAUUUUGUAGUGCCGCAUAAAUCAAAAUUGGAAAAAAAAAAAUUACUACACAAUAGGUAAAUUGAUUGCGAUUGAUUCGAGCGAUGUGCAUCGCGAUCAGCCAACGCGAUUAUAACGGCUUAGGUGAUAUUGAUAAUAUUUCAUUAGCAUAAAUAUAUACUAUGAACUAAAAAUACGGUACAUUUAGAAGACAAAUAAACCUAAUAAAUAUACGAAUCAAUUGACUUUCGAACUGUUUAAAUGUAUAAAUCAAUUUGAUUACGAAGAGAUAUUUUACGAUGUACCUGUACGGUAUUGUAUAUAUAUAUACAUAUAUCAUUUAAUUUCCGAUUAAAAUACACUUAACAAUCAACUGUCUAUCAUAGAUACGAAAAAUAUCAACGACGUGUUGUGUAUACUAACUCAUUGUGUUAGAGUGAAUAGUGAAUAGAAUUGUUUUUGUUAAUAAUUCUAAAUAUUAAACCCCGAUAAAACUCGGCGACUUUACCUAUACAUUAUAAUUGGUUUACAGAGGCAAUCCGUUUUAGUAUAAACUGUGGAUUCGAGAGGAAAAAAUCACUAACAGCUCUAAUGUAUCAGAAGAAUUUGUAAUUUAUAUUGCGUUAUUUCAUAAUAAACCAAAUGGCGGGUAAAAUAAAUUAUUAUCGAUCAUAUAUUAUUACGUCGAGAUGGUUGAUACGGACGAAACACGGCACUGACAGGUUGUAAAUUACUCGACCGGUACCAGCCCAUUGCAUCGAUCCGCCGAUAGGACGCCUCUGAUGCAUUCGCAGAUACCGGAUUUAUCAAAAAAUUGUUAUAAUAUUACAUUAAUACGUUAUUCAAAUUAUAUUAUAUCAUAUUCAAGCUCUAUACGUAUACAUCCCGCUUUUCCAACUUCGACGGUGGCACACCCAUCGACAUUAUUAGCUCUUUUAUUUACUUAUAUGGUCCAUGAUUGUAUAUGGGUCUUUAAUUCCUAAAUAGUUAUUAAAUCACAAUGGUUCAGUGGCGUGAUUGCGGGGAGGCAAAAGUAUAAUUUUGCCACCCGGGUAUUCCAACGCUAUAAACCUAUGAAUCUUCUCGAGUUAAGUAGGUUAAGUGAGUUACGCAAUUCUAAAUUCAAUUCAAUGGUAUUUAUAUAUAUAUAUAUAUAUUAUUUUUUAUAUGUAAAAUACGUAUAAAUAAUAACUAAAAAAUUAAUUAGUAUAUACUUUUUUAAACUACUUACAGCACCUUUAUAUUAAUACGCUCGUAUACAGGUACUUAAUAUUAUUUAACAAUAUGGGUACCUAUAGAACCUGUUACCUACAAUUCGUUUCUAAGCCAUAAAUGAGUUUCAAAACUUCUGUAAAAACAAACAAUUAGGUAAACCGUGUACAAUAUACACACAAUAAAAAUUUAUUUAACCGGGGGGGGGGGGCUCAGGAUUUAGAUUGUGAUGGAUAAAUUACCCCCCCCCCUAGAUUUUUAUCCAGUUACGCCGUUGUCAUAGUUGAUUACAAUAAUACCUAUACUAUUUCAGAGAAGGGUGUCCAAUAUUACCAGGUUCGUCAUUACAAAAGACUAUAGUGAUGAUGCCGACCUUGGAUAACGUUAAGGGCAGAUACGGCGUUGCUUUAGAGGAUCAAAUUAACGGCCACAAGGAAAUAUCGUUAGCUUCGUCCGUUUUGUGAGUAUUACGACUAAACUAGUAUAAUAAUAAUAAAUUAUUAGAAUAUAGAGCAAAGUACCUGAAACAGAGGACAUUAACACCACCAAUCGAAAAUCGAUGAUAGAUUUUUUUAUAAUACAUUUUGUCAAACUGGUGAUUAUUUUUUAUUUUUCUUGUAAUUAUCAUUACAAUUGUGGAAGGGAGGGGUUAUAGUCGGGAAACGGGAAUAUCUACGCGAUAAUACGAUUUCUGAUAUUUUCUAUUUGGUUUUUUUCAUUUUAUAACAUUUAUUAACAUUAGAAAUAAUUGUACACGUAAAUUCUCUAAACUUUUAAAAAUUAAUAAAAAUAAAAAGUUUCAGAGCUUCGACGUUUCCAAAAAAAAAAAAUAAUAAUAAACUUUAUAAAAUGGCUAUUUUCAAAUUUUUCGAACAAAUAAUCGUAUAAAAGUAAUUUUUUAGUUUUUUCACUAAAACAUACAAAUUUAAUUCAAAUACAAACAUUUGUAGUCCUAUUGUGAGUAAUAUACAAAGAAAAAAAAAAAAAACAGAAUUUGACUAUCUGCUUGAAUAUCUCAAGAGAUAUGGAUAUGUCUUCGUGGGACAUCCGGUAAAUAUAUUAUGUAUACGAGUAUAUAUUAUAUCUUAUCUUCCAAAAUGGUCGCUUACAACUGUCACCUAUCCAUAAGCAUUAUAAUAUCCUGUACGAAGAACGUCGCAUCGACGUACAUGAAACCUGCAAUGUUUCUGGCAGUGAGGCAUAGAAUAAUAUUGUGUUGACGCCGCCAUAUUAUAAUUUCACCGAUCAUUUCUCGCGAUACACAACAAACUUUUCGUGUAACCAUAAUAUGUAAAUCGAACGCAUCGGCAAUGUAUAAUAUAAUAAUAUAAUAAUGGUUACAGAAUAUCGAGUUCUGACAUCAAAGACUUGUUCGGUAUAAUCGUGUCGUAUUCAAUCAAGGUCAAGUUGUAUUUGGGCGCGUUGGGUGGCGAGCUAACAGCCGAAUUGCCGUUCCUCGUUAUGCACUCAAAAGUAAGUAGCUAAUAGGUAUAUAAUGGUAUUUAUUUAUUUUUUACCAGUAGAUAUCAUAUUAUUACAUUUUAUUUGUUUAUUCCGUAAACAAACACAUGCACAUGUUACACCGGCGACGUAAGGUAAUUUCGUCGUUUGUAUCAUAUUCGAUGUUAAAUUAAAUUAAUCAUCUCUCAGUAUAAUGAGACUAUUCGGAAGCCGCCGAGUAAAACUCGAAAACACGUACCUAUGCACGAUAUAUAUAGGGUGAUAUUUAAGCAUGCUCGCCCCAUUUGAAUGGUUAGAUUAUGGGUCGAUUAAAACUCUGAUUUUUGAACGUUUUAAGUGUGUAGUGAAAGACGAUAUUUUCGCAUAGGUACUUCGAUUUUUCACAACAUUUAAUAAAUUUUCGGUAAUGAUAUCAACUAUGGUUUUUCAAACGAAAAUCCACAUGUUAUUAUAAUUGUCAAUCAUAUGAUUUUUCUGAAAAUGUUGACGUUAUUCUGCUUUAAAUACUAAAACCGGUAACAAAUGUUCAAAUAAAAUAAAAAUAGAUAGUUUUCUGUGGGGAUUGGAUAUCGGCUGUUUCGUAGGACUCGCGUAUAUGCGAUUUCUUGUUUUGAUUCGUGCAGUUACCGAAAAACCAGUUUUAUGCUAUUAACCUUUAGUGGGUUCGUGUAGGUUCUCAUUUGAGAAACCGAGGUUAGUAAUGCCACAGGAUACUCAUUAAUUCAGUGUUAUGAAAAAUAUAAGAAUUCGAAAAUAUUGUCUUUCAACCUUCACAAUCAUAAAAAAUGGGGUGAGCAUGAUUAAAAAAAUCACCCUGUAUACUUUAUGUAUCGUAUAUAAUACGAACAUUUAAAGAAUAACGAUGAGUUUUAUGGCCAGAAAUCAAUUAUUUUGUUUAUAUGAUUUGUAUUUUAUAGACGCGUUUCAUUUUUUUAUUACCUAUACGUUUUUAAUAAUGCCGUUUACCGUUUAAUAAAACGAACCCAUUGAAGGACAGGCGCUAUAAAUGCAAACCAAAACAAUUAACAUGAUAAUAAUAUUAUUAAAUUCAAAUAUUAUUAAUAUAUUAUUAAUAAUUAUUAUGCAGGUAUAGUCUUAUAUAAUCAUAAUUGUAUUAUUGAUCGUUUGAGAUCACAAAAUGUUUCUACAUUUUAGAUCCUUGAGGGAAGAGAAAAAUGUAUUGGUUUUUUCAAUGAUAAUUACUAUUAUUUUAUAUUUAUCUGCAAACAACUUUUCUAUCGGAAAUAAUGUUUCGAUUUUUAAAUGAAGCACUUUUUCUGAAAGAAAAUUUUAUUUCAGUGGUUCUUAAGGGAGUACUUUUAUUUUUGAUUUUCCUAACAGUUUUCAUAAUAAUUGAAAAAAAACGUCAAAUAUUUACGGCCUUAUCGAUUUCAUUGUUUUUAAUUCUUGUUAACUAAACUAACCAGAAAUAUUGCUCCAAUCGAAAAAUGAUAAAAGAUCGAGUGAGUUUGUUUUAUAUAAUUUAUAGCCACUGUCAAGUGAAAGUCGUUUUUUGGUAUCUAAAGUAUUUUUCAUAAUAAUUGAAAAAAACCAAAAGCCGAAAAUACGAUUUUUUUUUUUUCAAACGAUGGUACAAGGGAUUUCAUUAUUUAAAAUGUUUAAGAUUAUUUUUUUUUUUCCAGAAAUCUUUAUUCAUAUAUUUCAAAAAUAGUAUAUUUUCAGAAAGAAAAUUUGUCUAGUUCAUAAGUAAGAAAAUAUGUAUAGGUAUUUGAUAUUUUCGUAUUUUUAUGUGUAUUUUUAUUUGGUAAGUAUCUGUUAGUAAAAUUAUAUGACUUAAGAGAAAUUAUUGAAAAUUUAACACAAUUUGAGUUCAAUGCUUCGCACUGUUGGCAAAAAUUAUCCGUAUAAAUAACGACUAACACACAAAAUUGCUGUUACAAAAAUGUUUAAAACAGCUAUACAGAACUUUCUCCAGCGACGUCGCUUGGCAAACUAACUGGCAACAGUAGAUUCAUCCAAACGAUACUACCGGUAAAAAACGGUACUACGAAACUCCGCCUCCUUUACAUUAGUCCAAAUCCUUUUCGGUACGCCCUCGACCAUAAGUUUUGUAAUGUCAUUGGAAGCUGAGCUAUGAUUCACCUAUCAGAAAAAAAAAAACAUUUUAUCAUUAUAAGUCAAUUUAUGACAUUUAUUUAACAACUAAUUAAAACAAACAAAAAUUAUCAUAAAACAUAUUUACUACAAAACCUAAUUAUUAGUUUUAAAUACAUUAUUAUAUUUUACUAGGUUAAACAUAAUACAUAAAUACAUAGCCAAAAGUUUAUUUUAUAUAAAUUAGAUCAAAUUAGAUAAUCACGUAUAUCGUUUCAUCAUUUUCAAACAAGAUGUCGCUAAUUCUACUGCUUUGCAAUUAUUCAUCAAUUUAUGGAACAUCGUUUCCUGUGUCGUCCUCGUCUCCUUGUUAGACGUAUUCGCUGUUUUAUUUUUGCGCUUCGGUGCACUGCUUGUUCCAUGUGACGCUCCAGUUUCUGAGCAUUAAGUAGCGUCGACAAUUUCAACGAGUUCGGCGAUGACACCGUCCUCCACGGAAGUAUUAUUUUCAACGGGGCGGCGUUCGCGUUAACUUCUGAAUAAGUUUUGAAAUACAUAAUCUAAAUGUAUAUUUUAUACAUUAUUAACUUAAUAUAAAGUCUGCCUAACCUAAUCUAACAGAUUAACGUACAAAAUUAUACUAAAUAAAAUCUCUAUUUUAAGCUGUAUUUAUACUGAAAAUAAAAACAUUUAUAAUGAUUAUUGUUUUUUUUUUCUAAGCACAACAAAUUACAUGUUAUUAGUUUUUAUGUAACCUGAGUAGAAAAUGAUGUAAUUUUAUAAGAAUAAAAAUAAGAUGCAAUUUUGUAUUGUAUUACUUUGUAGGCUCCACGUGGAGCCUAUAACAAUUAUUCUAUGAUAUAAUAUUUAUAAUUGUUGCGUUAUCUUUAUACCUUUUUUAAACUGCAUGCUUGCUCAAUAUUAAAUAAAAUUUAAUUUUUACCAACAGUAAAUCGAACUAUGUACUACAUGAAUAACUCGAUGUAUAGAAUACAUUAGACAAUAAAUUGUGUCAAAAAAAUAUUGAACACCAUAUCUAAUGUCCAGAAAUUUAAAACCGGCCUCACACAAUGAAAAUUUAGCUUGAUAUUUUGAAGUGCAUGAAUUAAAAAAGUUCAAUCUUGAUGAUAAACUGAGAUAUUAUGGAUUUUGCUACUUCGAACAAUAUAUAAUGAAUUUGAGAAAUCGAAUGAGUAUUUUUCAUAUUAUGUAUUCACAAUGAAAAAAAAAAUUAAUAAAAUAAUUUUUUUUUUAAAUUUUCCCGUUCUUUUGACGUAUUUUUCAGUUUGGCUCAAUUAUUAAAAAAAACUACAAAGAAAAUCAAAAAACCACAAUCAUGGUCACCAACAAGAUAAAAAAUUCAACAAAAAAGAUCUCUUGUUGUUUUUCUAUUUACACAAUAUUUUUGGUAGAAAACUGAAAAGACUAAAAUUUAAAAUGAAUUAAAUUGUAAUGCCAUAAAUUUAACAGUUUCAAUUUUUUAUCAUUUGUCAUUUUCUGUUUUUUUCAAUUACUACAAAAACUUACCAGGAAAAUAAAAAAAAAAAACGAAAUAUUUAUUCGUAUACUAAAUAUUUAUACUUUUACGUACAUUUUCGAUCUAAAAGAUUUACUGGAGUAAUUUCACUAUAUUGAUAAACCAACACUUGAUACUCGUAUCAACUACCAAAACGAGACUUAUGAACAAUAUCAUCCAGCAAACCUAUAGCAAAAUCGUACUCGUCAUGUUCUCAUAUGUUUUCAGUAUCUAUACACACGUCUAUUAAUUUAGUAAACACAUUUUCGCUAAUUUCGACACAGUUCAUAACAAUCCUUACAAUCCUUACAAUUCCUCGCGAAUUGGACCGAAGUAAACGUUAUACUUUAGAGUGGGAUCGUUUAGUUUCCACUUGUCAUUAACUGAUGAUUCGGCGUUUGAUCCGAUAAUAUAUAAGUUUUCACAUUCAUUUGGAAUCUAAACGAAAUGAAACGUCUUCGUACGAUUCACCAUCGACGUUUUCGUCGCCAUUCAUGAUGGAUAUAAACUUCAUAGAAUAAUAUUUCACAGAAAUUCUCUAUAACGCUUUCGUUCCUGUUCUAGUUCAGCUGACUCUUCUCUUAUUUCUGCUCGUGUUUUGCUUAUUUUUUUCUCCUUAUUCUGAAUUAACUCGGAGUUAACUGUAUAAUCGACGAUAAAUCGAUGUAUUGUGAAGAAAUUACUAUCUAAUGUAAAAUGUUAACGAUAACUUCACUGACCGCUGUAUUCUUAUAGAAUGACAUUUUUAUUAGAUAAUCGCACACCGUGUAUAUUUGACGGUUGGCGUUCAACUUAAACUUGAAAAUAAUUAGAGACGCUUAGAACACGAGGAGUAUAAGUGACAUUUUUUCAAUUUCGAGAAAAUCGAGUUUAAAAUUAUUUGUAUUAAAUACAAUUAUUAUAGUAUAUUGUCAUAUUAUCAAUUUUCUUGUGUUCGAAUGAUAAAAACAAGUUUUAAAUAUUUGGCAGUAUAGACGCAUAAGUGUGUUGACACCCCUGCUCCGUGGCUAAAUCGUUUAACCGCCACCGGUCAACAAGCGCCAAAAAUUGUUUAAUAAUAUUAAUAACUAAACGAAAAUCAAGAGAACUUUUCUCCAAAACAUUAGGAAUGUACUUCUGAAUUUACGGUUCGAACAUAAUAAGAAUGUUUGUCAUAGCGACAUCACGUAUUAUGGCAUUAUGAUGUCACAUCAUUAUUAUUAUUGUUAUUAUUAUUAUUAUUAUUAUUACUGUUCAUUUUCAUUUGUUUGUUUUCAGCCGGAAAAGAAUGUACCACGUAUACCACCGUCAUGAUCUAAUGGACGGAUUAUCAAAAUGACAAAUAGACGUAUAUUAUUGUAGUUAGAUAUUUAUCGGCAGUAUUGAAAAUAUACAGUAUAAGUAUAAUAUAGUUUAUUACAAUAUUUUAUUAUAGAGAUAUAUUAUUAUGAUCUACGUUAUUGCUUGUAUUUUUUAUUUUUAUAUUUAAACAUUUAAAUUGAUACUUCUGUAAUCUAGUAACGCAAAUUCCUAUGAGCGAAAUGGGGGACAGUUGCUACCUAAAAUGUUGACGAUAGGUGUGUGUAGUGUGUACCUAAAUGGUGGGUGGUACUUCGUAGCUGGUAAGUAGGUAUCUACUCGAUGAUUAAUAUACGUUUAACUUAUGACACUGGCCAAUAGCAUAAUACGUGUCAUGUUCGCCUUGGUUUUAUAGUUAUUUGUAGCCGUGUUUGUACUAUAACAAUAAAAUACGUUUCUAUAUAAUAUAAUAUCCAUUAUACAUUGUACACUGUACACGCUGUACACACACUGCAAUGUACAUACAAUAGUUACGUAGGAGACAGUGUAUUACAGUUAUUAAGUUAAUACUUCAAUAUAAUAUGCUCAAAAUUAUCAUUGAAUGCAUUUUUAACUUUUGUUCAGUAUAGGUAUAUAAACAAUUAACAUGAAAUGACUUUUGGCGAGAAUAUAUGCAACUUUCUAAAUUAUUUCACGAUUGAAGAAAACACAGUUUUUCCAAAAAUACUAAAUUCUAAAAAGAAA
Cinara cedri is the source of this 26589-nucleotide messenger RNA. Lineage: Eukaryota; Metazoa; Arthropoda; Insecta; Hemiptera; Aphididae. The record is from the annotation of a GenBank genome assembly.